AUGAACCGGCUUGCACAGGACGCAGACAAGCCAACAGUGAGCGAUGAUUCAAGUAGCACCCAAGGCACAGCAGGCAGCAAAGACAAAGUCACUAAACCUCCGGAGCCAUCCUCGAAUACAGCAAAGCUGAACUUUCCAGGCAAACUUCACAUAAUAUUGAGUACCCCAGAAUUCAACGACAUAAUUUGUUGGCUCCCUCACGGUCGAGCUUGGCGGGUUCAACAACAAGAACGGCUGGAGUCAGAGAUUUUACCAAAGUUCUUUCAGCAUCAGAAAGCGGCUUCCUUCUAUCGACAGGUUACUGGGUGGGGCUUCAAUCGUAUCACCAAAGGGAAUGAUUUCAACGCGUAUUAUCAUGAAUUGUUUCUGCGUGAUGCUACAGAGUUAUGUAAAAAGAUGAAGCGUCCUACAAGGACCGAGCUUUCCGAACGGAAGCAAGCCAUACCAAAGGCACCGCCGGACUUUUAUGUCAUGCCUCCUGCCACAGUGGCAACCUCCGAUCCGGACCACUCUUCAGAGCAGAAUAUGACUUCCGAUGAGUAUCAGGAUAUGUUGGUGAGGCGACUGUCAACAUAUUCCUUAUCUGAAAAGGGCAUGUUUCUCCAGUUGGAGCUGAACAAGAUGGAACAGAAGAAAUCUGAGAUUGUGAACAAGCUGAAAGAGUAUGGCUUUGGCUCACGAUCCUCCACAACCUCGGAACGAUCCUCUCCUCCAGUUAGCAGCGAUAAUAGCUACCAGCAACAGCAAGCUACAACAUUAUCAUCGACAACGGCAGCAAUGCAAUCAUCCAAUCUGCAGCAGGCAUUAGUAAACAGUCAACUGCAGCAGCAAUCAUCAUCAUUCAAUCCAUUUACUUCUUUGGCCAUGGCAACAGCAGCGGCCAGCAACAAUUAUAACCACAACUCAGCAGCAGCAUCCAUGUCAACUGCAACUAGUUCGCUAGAACAUCAGUUGCGAUUGGCACUCUUACAACAAAUGCAGCAACAACAAUCGCAGCAGCAACAAUCGCAGCAGCAACAGCAACAAGCUUCCUCUUUCUUUCAGCAAUCUCCAUUAUCGCAGUUUGCCUUGCAAAACUAUUUGCGUGGUGGAGGAGGGAAUGGGCAUGGUGGGCUGCAACAACAAGAACAACAAGAAGCGUUGAAUCAUCUACUGAAUUGGCAGUAG
Cylindrotheca closterium is the source of this 1167-nucleotide messenger RNA. The record is from the annotation of a GenBank genome assembly. NCBI's taxonomy places the organism in Eukaryota, Bacillariophyta, Bacillariophyceae, Bacillariales, Bacillariaceae.